AUGUCUACCGCUACAACCGUCUCGAAGACCAACAUUGGUGUCUAUACCAACCCCAAGCAUGACCUGUGGAUUGCCGAGACGACCCCCAAAGUAGAGGAUGUCCAGAGCGGCCAGGGCCUCAAGCCCGGCGAGGUGACGAUCGAGGUGCGCAGCACUGGCAUUUGCGGAUCCGAUGUGCACUUCUGGCACGCGGGCUGCAUCGGCCCUAUGAUUGUCACCGGCGACCACAUCCUCGGCCACGAAUCGGCCGGUCAGAUCGUCGCGGUCGCGCCCGAUGUGACCUCUCUCAAGCCCGGCGACCGUGUCGCAAUCGAACCCAACGUCAUCUGCAACGCCUGCGAGCCCUGCCUGACGGGCCGCUACAACGGCUGCGAGCGCGUCGCAUUCCUAUCCACCCCACCUGUAGACGGCCUUCUGCGCCGCUAUGUCACUCACCCGGCCAUCUGGUGCCAUAAGAUCGGCGACAUGAGCUAUGAGAAUGGGGCUCUGCUGGAGCCUCUCAGUGUGACUCUGGCGGCCGUCGAGCGCAGCGGGCUGCGCCUGGGCGACCCCCUGCUCAUCACCGGUGCGGGUCCCAUCGGUCUAAUCUCGCUGCUCAGCGCGCGCGCCGCCGGUGCAUGCCCCAUUGUCAUCACCGACAUUGACGAGGGCCGCCUGGCCUUUGCCAAGUCUCUGGCCCCCGAGGUGCGCACCUACAAGGUGCAGAUAGGCCUCUCGGCCGAGGAGUCUGCGGCGGGGAUCAUCAACGCCCUGAACGACGGCAAGGGCUCUGGCCCGGAUGCCCUGCGCCCCAAGCUGUGCCUGGAGUGCACCGGUGUCGAGAGCAGUGUCAACUCGGCCAUCUGGAGCAUGAAAUUUGGCGGCAAGGUGUUUGUGAUCGGUGUCGGCAAGAACGAGAUGACGAUCCCCUUCAUGCGCCUCAGCACCCAGGAGAUCGACUUGCAGUACCAGUACCGCUACUGCAACACCUGGCCGCGUGCCAUCCGCCUGGUGCAAAAUGGCGUGAUUGACCUGCGCAAGUUGGUGACCCACCGCUUCGCGCUCGAGGAUGCCCUCAAGGCCUUUGAGACCGCUGCCAACCCGAAAACCGGCGCCAUCAAGGUGCAGAUUAUGAGCUCGGAGGAGGAUGUCCAGAAGGCUUCGGCUGGUCAGAAGAUCUAA
Messenger RNA from Penicillium canariense, 1161 nucleotides. Its product is annotated as NAD(P)-dependent alcohol dehydrogenase. Bases 1 to 1161 code for a protein of 386 amino acids. Gene Ontology annotation, molecular function: zinc ion binding; L-iditol 2-dehydrogenase (NAD+) activity. NCBI's taxonomy places the organism in Eukaryota, Fungi, Ascomycota, Eurotiomycetes, Eurotiales, Aspergillaceae. The transcript has 2 exons. The record is from RefSeq and is a predicted model, not a curated record. Gene Ontology annotation, biological process: D-sorbitol catabolic process.